UUUCCUUUCCUUUCCUUUCCUUUCCUUUCCUUUCCUUUCCUUUCCUUUCCUUUCCUUUCCUUUCCUUUCCUUUCCUUUCCUUUCCUUUCCUUUCCUUUCCUUUCCUUUCCUUUCCUUUCCUUUCCUUUCCUUUCCUUUCCUUUCCUUUCCGCUUUAUUUCAAUGUUAUGUAUACAAAUUUGGUUAUGUAUGGUGUUCAGGCUAGUCAGCAGAUGACAAUCACAAGUUACAGCUCUGUUACUCAGAUCUCAUUAGCUAUGGAGAAGAGAGAGAAGAAAGGAAGUUGGAAGCAAAUCCAUGGAACAGAUGCUGACUUUGAACCAGAAAUGAAAUAAAGUAAUGGUGAUGAGGAAUGCUGUUGCAAACCUACAGCUUGAUAGAAGUGUUCUGCAUCUCAUACAGGAUAGCACAGAGAGUUGAGAGAAACAGAAGCAGUGAUUCUCUUUUCUGGGAAACUCUUGAAGAACUUUGUAAAAUUAUGGCAAAACCAACCUAGAGAUAUAUUUUUCUUAUUUUUCUUUUUGUCCAUUGCAUUUUAUUACUGGGAGAUUAAUGAGAAGCUGAAGAUUAAUGCAGUCUAUUCUUAUAACCUGUUCUCACACAGAAUCACAGAAUCACAGAAUCACCCGGGUUGGAAGGGACCCCAAGGAUCAUGUAGUUCCAACCCCCCUGCCUAGCAGGGCCACCAACAUACAUAUUCAGAUCAGGUUGCCCAGGACCCCGUCCAACCUGGCCUUAAACACGUCCAAGGACGGGGCAUCCACAACCUCCCUGGGCAGCCCGUUCCAGGGCCUAACCACUCUCCUAGUAAAGAACUUCCCCCUAACAUCUAACCUAAAUCUUCCCUCCUUCAACUUAAAACCAUUUCCCCUAGUCCUGCUGUUGUCAGCCCUUUUGAAGAGUUUACUCCCCUCCUGGGUGUAGGUUCCCUUCAGGUAUUGAUAGGCUGCAAUGAGGUCACCCCGCAGCCUUCUCUUCUCCAGGCUGAACAAGCCCAACUCCCUCAGCCUAUCCUCAUAGGGGAGGUGCUCCAGCCCCCUGAUCAUCUUAGUCGCCCUCCUCUGGACCCUUUCCAAAAUCUCAAUGUCUUUCUUGUACUGAGGGCUCCACACCUGGACACAGUACUCCAGAUGGGGCCUCACAAGAGCCGAGUAGAGAGGGACAAUCACCUCCCUGUCCCUGCUGGCCACCCCUCUCCUGAUGGAGCCCAGGAUCCCAUUUGCCUUUCGAGCUGCCAGAGCGCACUGCUGGCUCAUAUUCAGUCUCUCGUCCAUCAGGACCCCCAGGUCCUUCUCUGCCGAGCUGCUCUCAAGGACCGCUCCUCCCAGCCUGUACAGGUGCCUGGGGUUCUUCCGGCCCAAAUGCAAAACCUUGCACUUUGCCGUGUUGAACCUCAUCAGGUUCACCCGAGCCCAGCCCUCCAGCCUGUCGAGGUCCCUCUGAAUGGCAUCCCUUCCUUCCACCGUAUCAACGGCACCACUCAGCUUGGUGUCGUCAGCAAACUUGCUGAGGGUGCACUCAAUUCCCUCAUCGAUGUCAUUAAUAAAGAUGUUAAAGAGCACCGGUCCCAAGACAGACCCUUGGGGGACACCACUUGUUACCGGCCUCCACCUGGACAUAGAGCCAUUGACCACCACCCUCUGUCUGCGGCCUUUCAACCAAUUGCUUAUCCAUCGGGUCGUCCACCCAUCAAAUCCACUUCCCUCCAAUUUGGAGAUGAGGAUGUGGUGGGGGACCAUGUCAAAGGCCUUGCUCAGGUCCAGGUAAAUGACAUCGGUCGCCUUCCCUUCGUCCACCAAUGCCGUCACUCCAUCAUAGAAGGCCACAAGAUUAGUUAGGCAUGACCUUCCUUUGGUGAAGCCGUGCU
Molecule: messenger RNA, 1866 nt
Organism: Lagopus muta (rock ptarmigan)
Lineage: Eukaryota; Metazoa; Chordata; Aves; Galliformes; Phasianidae
Exons: 2
Coding region: 1130-1837 (235 amino acids)
Source: RefSeq, a predicted model, not a curated record